Molecule: messenger RNA, 918 nt
Organism: Notechis scutatus (mainland tiger snake)
Lineage: Eukaryota; Metazoa; Chordata; Lepidosauria; Squamata; Elapidae
Gene: C5H11orf42
Product: chromosome 5 C11orf42 homolog
Source: RefSeq, a predicted model, not a curated record
AUGGACGGCGGAGGGAGUCCAAGUCUCAAGAUCAGCGAGGCAGAUGCCAACUGGGAACUGAUCCGGGACAAGGUCAUCGAGGAGCGCUUCGGGCCCAGCGUGGUGCCGGUGCCUUUCCUGGAAGACGCUGCCUCCUACGACCUCCUGACGGUGCUGAUCAAGAAGCCGCAGCUGGGGCAGAGCCUCCUGCGCCGGCAGUGCUUCCUGGUGCCCAUCGGGCCCCUAGAAAGCCUGCUGCCCAGCGGGCCGGCCCCCAGGGAGCUGACCCACUGCACCCGCGAGUACAGUGCCCGCGUGAGGGGCGAGUCCCGCUACGAGGAGACACGGCUGGUGGACGGGGCACUGCGCCACAUCCGCCUCUGCCUGGCCGGCGUCCACAAGAAGGUGGCCUUCUUGGCGCUGCGCCCCGGGACGGUGGCCCUGCGCCCCGACCUGCCCUGGCUGUGCUCCCAGCGCAGCCUCUACGUGGUGCAUGAGGUCUUCUACGCCAGCAGCCUCUCGCUGGCCGUCACCCAGGACGCUGAGCACCGGCACUUCGUCCAGGAGGCGCCCCUCCCGCUGGCCUUCGCCUGCCUCAAGUUCGCCCUCAGCCACAAAGGCGUGCUGGGCUCCCAGAAGCCCAUGGGCCGCAGCCUGCCCACCAGGGCAGCCUGGAUGAGGACGGCCAUGCUGGAGGCCUCUCCCCCGGCCCGAGCCCUGGAGGCCCCCCUGCCCAGGGAGAGGGAGACCAUGGCCCUGCGCAAGCGAUGGAGGGCCCUGGGCAGGCCCCUGAGGACGGUGACAGGGAAGUGGCCCUUCAAGCAGCGACGGCCCAAGCUGGGGUCCUCCUGCGGCAGCCUGGCUGACCCCGAGAGGCACUGCAUGUCCCUGCCCCUGCUGCAGAGCAUCGCGGCCGCCGAGAGCGACACGGAAGGGUGA